AUGGGAGCAACAAAUUUCGCAUCAACCUCUACCUCGCAAUGGCUAUUUCCUGUCUCCUCUUUGCAAUUUACUCCAAGUCGGAUGACGUCCGAAAUUUCAUUAGAGAGGGAGCUGUAUGACCGAGCCAGAGGAGUUGAGUUUCUUUUCCGCCUAGGUGUUUCUCUGCAACUACCUUCAUCCGCGAUGUAUACUGCCGCUACGUGGUUUCAUCGGUUCUACAUGCGUUACUCGAUGGAAGACUAUCACCGACAAGACGUUGCUGCAUCAUGUAUUUUUCUUGCGACGAAGACCGAGGAGUGUGGAAGAAAGCUUCGCGAUGUCUCCAAAGUCUUUUGCUCGAAGGUUGCUAAAGUCGAAACGGGUGAAAUACCCGACGACAGCAAGGAGCUUGAUGGAUAUCAGGAAUCUAUCCUGCACACAGAAGAAGCACUCCUUGAAGCGCUGUGCUUCGAUUUCGUAGUCGAUAGCCCCCACGCGGAGCUGGUCGAUCUAUUCGAUGUACACCAAGGUGACCAUCUACUGGAAGAGUAUGCGUGGUCUAUCGCCAAUGAUUCAUUGAGAACGCCAUUAUGCAUCUUAUACCCCCCACGAAUCGUAGCGGCUGCAUGCUACAUCCUCGCACAGUAUAUCGUUGAAGGUCCACACUCGCCAUCAUUGGACGUGCGCAUUGCCUCUCCUGCGCCAUCUGCGUCACUACCAACGCCACCCUCGCACAAACCGUUAUCACCUGGGGCCUCACGGCUCGCCGUAGAGCACUUCGGAUUCACAGAGAUGGAUCUAGUAGGAGUCGCAGAUACCUUGAAGAUUAUUCUUGAGUUUUACUCCGCUCAAGAUCCGAAGGUCACAAAUGGCCGCCUGGCGGCGGUAGUGACUAUUCCUCCACCAACAAGCGCCGGAGCCCGGGAACGAUUAUAUCCACCAUUCGCCCCAGUCUCACGCCGCGGUCAAACACCUACACAAACAUCCCACAACCCCACAACGCCGACUUCAUCAAACGGCGGCAACACUCCUUCGAAACCGUCUUCGCGAGGCUGGAAACCAGUGCAAGGACUUCUACGCGCGGACGAUUUCAAGGUCAAGCAGUCGGAUCCAAGUUGA
Molecule: messenger RNA, 1098 nt
Organism: Sparassis crispa
Lineage: Eukaryota; Fungi; Basidiomycota; Agaricomycetes; Polyporales; Sparassidaceae
Product: Cyclin pch1
Exons: 7
Coding region: 1-1098 (365 amino acids)
Biological process (GO): positive regulation of DNA-templated transcription, elongation; regulation of transcription by RNA polymerase II
Cellular component (GO): nucleus; cyclin/CDK positive transcription elongation factor complex
Molecular function (GO): cyclin-dependent protein serine/threonine kinase activator activity
Source: RefSeq, a predicted model, not a curated record